UGAAAUGAUCCUCGUUCCCGGAAGUAACCCAGUAAUUUAUUUUUCAUUCUCAAACGUCAUUGUUGUUUUCACGCGUUUUCUCUCUAAUAAUAAACGUAAUUCUGUUCAGCGUUUAUGGCAUAUAUUUGUGAUUAAAAACCCCGUCAGCACGGGCCCGGUCUCUGGUAUAAGCCCGUGUGUCGGUGUGGUGUCGAGUAGUUGUGUGUCUGUAGCAGUGUAGCAGUGUAGCAGUGUGUCAGGGCUCGAUCCUCUGAACACAUGAGUGUUUCUCUGGUUGUGAUCAGACUCGAGCUCGCUGAUCAGUCUGAUUCCCCGCACGGCUUUCAGUACUGCGCCGUUUCAGAGAUGUCAGAGGACGAGAUGAGAGAGAAAGCGCUGGCCUCUGCCAGAGCGACGCUGGGUGGUAAAACGGAGCUGGAGCGAUCGGUCAUUCUGCACCAGCACCUGGGCAGCCGCGUCAUGAGCGACAUGGUGAUCGAGACCUUCCAGCCCAACGCAGGAGCUGAGGACACUAAAGAAGAUCUGAAGUCCACAGCUGAUGUAAACGGAGAAGACAAAGAUCAAACGGACGCGAGUGUGACUCCAGACUCUCCCUCCAAACAGCUGCCAGAUCAGAUCUCAUUCUUCAGCGGAAACCCGUCAGUGGAGAUCGUCCACGGCAUCAUGCACCUCUACAAAACUAAUAAGAUGACGUCGCUCACAGAGGACGUGCGGCGCAGUGCGAUGCUGUGCAUCCUCACUGUACCCACCACCAUGACCAGCCACGACCUCAUGAAGUUUGUGGCUCCCUUCAAUGACGUCAUGGAGCACAUGAAGAUCAUCCGGGACUCCAUGCCCAACCAGUACAUGGUGCUAGUCAAGUUCAGGAGUCAGGCUGAUGCCGACAGCUUCUACACAACAUGUAACGGCCGUCAGUUCAACUCCAUUGAGGAUGCUGUCUGCCAGUUAGUCUAUGUGGAGAGAGCGGAAGUCAUCAAAUCUGAGGAGGGGGCCAGUUUACCUGUGAUGGAUCUGACUGAGCUGCCCAAGUGCACCGUGUGUUUGGAGCGCAUGGACGAGUCCGUCAACGGCGUGUUGACCACCCUGUGCAACCACAGCUUUCACAGCCAGUGUCUGCAGAGAUGGGAGGAUGCAUCGUGUCCUGUGUGUAGAUACUGUCAGACUCCUGAACCAGUGGAGGAGAACAAGUGUUUUGAGUGUGGAGUCCAAGAGAAUCUGUGGAUCUGUCUCAUCUGCGGUCACAUCGGCUGCGGACGCUACGUUAGUCGUCAUGCCUACAAGCACUUUGAGGAAACGCAGCACACUUACGCCAUGCAGCUGACCAAUCACAGGGUCUGGGACUACGCUGGAGAUAACUACGUUCAUCGGCUUGUUGCCUGUAAAACCGACGGGAAGAUGGUGCAGUACGAGUGUGAGGGCGACACGUGUCAGGAUGAGAAGAUCGAUGCGCUGCAGCUCGAGUAUUCAUAUUUAUUAACCAGUCAGCUGGAGUCUCAGCGCAUUUACUGGGAGAAUAAAAUAGUUCAUCUGGAGAAAGACACAGCGGAGGAGAUCACCAACAUGAAGGCCAAAUUCAAGGAGACGAUUGACAAGUGUGACAGUUUGGAGCGGAAACUAAAUGAACUCAUCAAAGAAAAACAAUCCAUUGAAAAGAAAUGUUCACAGCUGAACACCAAAGUGGUGAAGCUCAGUCAAGAGCUGCGGGAGGAGCAGGAGAUGAACCGAUGCCUGCGAGCCAAUCAGACGCAGCUCCAGGCGCAGCUGCAGGAGGAGGAGAGGAGGGCUCACGAGGCGGGGGCCAAUAAAGACGGCCAGAUCGCCGAGCUGCAGGAGCAGCUGCGAGACGUCAUGUUCUACCUGGAGACGCAGCAGCAGAUCGACCGCAUGCCGGCAGACACCCGGCAAGAAAUCCAAGAGGGUCAGAUCAACAUUGCUGCGGCCCCUGCCGCCCCGCAGCCCGGGCCCUCGGCCCACGGCACCGGCAAACUGAGCGGCCGCAAGGGACGAUCCAAGAGGGGAAAGUAGCGAAAGACAUUGUGCUUAGUACAUUCAGUGCUUAACGUAUGGCAGAAAUGUUGCACAGGAAAUGAGGAAGUUUGAAUAAUCACCCUUCCUCAUGUUAGAAGCUCUAAUAUAUAACAAUUUGUUCACUAAUAUCUCGCAUGAGGACACCAGUUCUGCUUAGAAAUGUAGCUCAACCUGUUUUUUUAUGAAAACAAAGUGCUGUUCUUGUCGCACAAUUUUAUUUUCGUAUCUUUUUAGUGUCCUCACAGCUGGAAGGUGGCAGUUUUUUUUAUUUACUUUAUGUUUGUAGAAAUGAUUGAAUAUUGCUUUCUGCGACUCUGACAGAUGAAUCCCACAAAAGCAUGUUUGUGUCAUGUUCCGUUGAAGAAAAAAAAAGAAAUUAUAUUUUGCUGUAAUGCAUCCGGAUACUCAUUUCUGCUAAUUGUUUUUAAAAAUUGCAUUAAAAAAAAAAAUAUAUAUAUAUAUAUAUUUUUUUAAAUGCAAAUUUUAAAAACAAUUUGCUAUAUAUAUAUAUGGAAAUCCCUUUCUGGCGAGGAAAAAAAAAAACACGUUUCUGCAAUAAAAUCAGAAUAUUUCUGACAAAAAAAUUAAGGAAAAGAUUUGUCAAAAUAGCAAGAUGUCUCAUAUUUUUUCUCAGAAUUCUGAAUUUAUCUCACAAUGCUGUUUUUUUUUUAUGGAAUAAAAAAACAAAGUAAUUGUGACUUUGGGAAAAGUUGUCAGAAUUGUGAGAUAUAAACUCAUAUCACUCAAAAUAUAUAAACACAAAUAAAUGGCUGAAUCAGGCUUCCAUACUAAUAAUUUUUAGUAGUCCAAUAAAUACUACUAAAUAAUUACAUUUAAACAACAAUUUAAAUAAUAUGCCUUUUUUUUUGCAUUAUAGUAAUAAAAAAAAGUUGUUACACUAAGAAUUGGGGUGAUGAUGUAGCCUAUAUAACUAAUGAAUAUAAUAGGCUACGCCUCAUAAUAGGCUGCAUUCAUUUUAUGCAAAAUAUAAUUUCUUAGUUUUUUUUUUUUGCAUCAGGCUGAAAUUGACAUUUUUGAUGAGAUUCACCUCAUUGUGAGCAGUAUUAUGAUGGCAGGUCGCAGGUGUGGUAUUGUAAUUCACCAUCACAAUGACUUGAUGCACAGAAAGGCGCUUUUGUAGUGAAAGGGUUCGUCGCUUCAUGAUGUUAUUUGGUUAAUAGACGCACAUUGUACAAAAUCAUGUGGCUUUUGUCAUGUUUCACUCCCACAUCCACCCACUUAUUUUUAGUAGGUUAUACACUCUCUCUUUGUAUUGAGACAUUUCUCUGGUUUCCACACCCUUCUCGUCGGCUGGAGGCUAUUAAUAACUUUUGACAAGAAAAUGCAUGCAACGAACCGCAAGCAUUUAAACACCCUUAAAAUGUGUGUUUGUCAAACUGUUAAAGCUACAAAUAAAAGUUAUUCUGAGGCAACUUCACUAGCAAAGAGCUACUAAAGAAAGUAAGCAAGAAAGAUGAGGGUUAAAAAAAGUAAGUUAUAUAUUAUACAGACAUUUUUACUCACUUAUAUCGCUGUGUGGUGAAACAGGUUAAAAACAACAGGCCGUUGCCAAUGGAGACGAGUCUUCGGUUCGCCGGAUAAACUACUUUUGUGAACAAACGGCUUGUUGGUUAAUAAACGGACAGCCUGUUCGUUAAUCUUUAACGUGUUUGACAUUAAUUUAUUUUUGGGAGUGAGCUAUAUUUGGAGCUUACCACGAAAAAACACUGUCAGGUCAACUGACAACUGACAAAAGUCACUGACAACUUUGCGACAGGUAUUAUUCGGUUUACGGCACAACUCAUUUAUAUUCAUCCGCAAGUGAUCAGCAAUCAUACAACUCGGAAAGCGACUGAUUCAGGUAAGUAUAAAUUAUGUAAUAAUUUUAUAUAUUAAUAUAAUUACACACUUUUAAAUGUAUUUUCGAAAAUAUUAUAUAGCCUACAUUUACAAAAAAAUUGUGUUGAGAAAUUACGUGAUUAUAACUAAUAUAUACAUUUAAAUCGAGUUAUUUUUUAUCUAAAAUUUAAAUUAUGUACAUUUAUAUGAAACAUACAAUUUUAAUUAUUGAAGAAAUUAAUGUUUGUUUGGAAGGGUCAAAAUCCCGUAGCCUAUUAAAAUACAAAAGCAAACCAAAGAUCAAAUAUUUUUUGAAGUCAACAUGAAAUAGAAAGCCUUUCCGCCCAUAAUGUGAUUAUUUCCGUGAAACAUACUUUUAAAUUAUAUUUAUGUAUUCUAUACAUUUAUAUAUUAUUUGAAUAGAGGAAAUUAAUAAAUCAGAAAGCAAUUCAAAUAAGUGAUUAUAAAUAGUAUAAACUAUUUUAUUUAUUUUUUAAAUAUAAAUGGAUUUGCUUAAACAGCAACUAAUUUUCCACUCGAUUUGGUUACUUCUGUAAAACAAGAUAUUUAAGAGAGAGAGAAAAAAAAAAUGUAGCCAGGUGACUGGAGGAAAAUUGCUGAACUGAAAAUUGUAAAAUUCAAAAAACAAUUCAAUUAUGUAAUUAUACAAUAAUUAUGUACUUUUAAAUUUAGUUUAAUAUAUAAAUUUAGGUUAUAUACAAUUGGAAUAAUUAUUAAAAGAAAUGAAUAUUUGACUAGAAGGAUCGAAAUCCUGUAGCAAACAAAACAGAGCGCAUUUUUACAGAAAUUGGCAAAUAAAACCAAUAAAUCCUGCACAAAUCUGAAAAUGUCCACACAAAAACGAAGGCCUGACACAAGAGCACAAAUACAAUGUGGAACGAGCAUACUCACUCAUGUACAUACACACCAUUCAUAUCUGCUUAUUGCAGUUGUUUUUUGUUUUCUUUUUCUUGGUGUUGGUUUUAUUUACAUUUAAGUAAAAUAAAAUUGUUUUGAUUUUAGAUUAAAAAAAUUAAAAUGUGCCUGCAAUCAAGUUUUAGUCGCAACUUGUGUGGCAUUUCUGCAAAUUUAUGUGGCAUUAUUGCAAAAGCGGGCACUUCAAAAUACCUCGGACAACAAAAACGAAUUCUAACCUUUGAGAAAUAUAUAUAUAUAUAUAUGUAUUUUAUAAUGUUUCAAUAUAUAUUUACAAAAUAUAUAUCAGAAAUGUUGUGGGAGGAACUCUAUGGGUCUCUGCUGUGCUGAAUAUGUGGUCAUUACACUAUUCUUUCAAAAACUGUGAUUUCAAGUUUUUCUCCAAACAGCAGAUGGCAGAAUUCUACACUUAACACCUAGAUCAACAUCCAGAAGCAACUUAAAUCAAAUUUAGAUAAUCAUUUAAGUGAUAUUUUUUUCAUUAAAAAAUUAAAAAACACAUGCAAGCUAAUGGUGUAGUUGAGGAAUUUUGUGGUAAAUAGGUACAAAAGUUACUCCCAAAACACAGCAUUAAUGUAUAGAUGAGAAGUAAACAAAAACAAACAAACAACAAAAAUAAAUAUAUUAUUUGUAUGAUUAAAAAUGUAUAUAUUUUUCACAAUUACUCUUUCAAUGUCUGGGGUCAUAUUGACCCCAAGGACCUUAAGUGUAAACAGGAAACGAGGGUUAAGGUCAACAUUAAUUAAUGCAAUGUUAAAUCAUUCACAAUGAAACCAGCAACAUGUAAUUUUUGAUUUACAUGUUGAUUUUAAAGAUAAAGCAAGCUGCGUGAAUGCAAAAUAAAUAAAUAAUAAUUCAAAAGCAGGCACAGCAUGUGUAACAUUUACUUUUUUAUUUAAAAAACUCCUUUUCACAUUCCAGUGUUUUUGUUUGUAUUUUCUCGAUUUCCCUAACAAAAGAAUUCAUCAGCCGACACACUUCCAACCACCUCUUGACCAUCUCCAAACGACCUCCUCAGUCCAGAAGCGCCUGUGGUCCUCGAGCUUUGUGACGGCGAGGACACCAAACGAGCCCUUCAGUCCCGGUGCGACGCAAGAACAGCCGCUCUUUGCACAACCUGUCCUGUAUCCCGUCGUGUUGGAUCAAAAUAAAAUUAAAAAAAAAAAAAAAGAGAAAA
This is a messenger RNA of Onychostoma macrolepis, 5980 nucleotides long. RefSeq names its product BRCA1 associated protein (gene brap). Lineage: Eukaryota; Metazoa; Chordata; Actinopteri; Cypriniformes; Cyprinidae. The record is from RefSeq and is a predicted model, not a curated record. Gene Ontology annotation, cellular component: cytoplasm. The coding region runs from base 259 to 2025 and encodes 588 amino acids. The transcript is spliced from 12 exons. Gene Ontology annotation, molecular function: ubiquitin protein ligase activity; nucleic acid binding; zinc ion binding. Gene Ontology annotation, biological process: Ras protein signal transduction; protein ubiquitination.